Erigeron canadensis is the source of this 1268-nucleotide messenger RNA. RefSeq names its product serine/threonine-protein kinase-like protein At5g23170. Gene Ontology annotation, cellular component: plasma membrane. Gene Ontology annotation, biological process: protein phosphorylation. Lineage: Eukaryota; Viridiplantae; Streptophyta; Magnoliopsida; Asterales; Asteraceae. Bases 30 to 1136 code for a protein of 368 amino acids. The transcript has a single exon. The record is from RefSeq and is a predicted model, not a curated record. Gene Ontology annotation, molecular function: protein kinase activity; ATP binding.
UCAUCUAUCAUCACUUAAAGUAUUUUGAAAUGAAAACUAUGAAAGAAUUUACAUGUGAAGAACUUGAAGAAGCAACUCAUAACUAUUCAAAGUCACAUCUCAUAGGCAAAGGAAGUCAUGGAUGCAUUUAUAAAGCCACUCUUAAAAAUGGCCAAAUUGUUGCUAUCAAGACACCAUCUCUUGGCCUUUGCAAGCUGCAAGACACUUCCAAGAUUGAAAAUGAAUUUCGUAUCUUGUCGUCUAUCUGUCCAAACCAGUUCCUAGUUAAUCUGCUUGGAACGAGUCAUAACUCGGUUGGUCAUAGAGUUCUUGUGAUCGAGCACAUGCCUGGUGGCAUGCUUCACGAAAAACUUCAUCUGGCCUUGCCUGACUCGUCUCCACCAUCAUGGCGUAAACGUGUAAAAUUGGCAAUCCAAAUAGCUCGUGCGGUGCAGUUUCUCCAUGAGUCAAAGCCCUUGAUCAUCCACCGCGAUAUAAAACCAGAAAACAUUUUGUUAGACUUAAAGUCAAAGGCCCGGUUGGCUGAUUUUGGGCUAGCAGUGUGUAUGGGAAGUUAUGACUCACUGAGUGAGAGAGUUGACAUGUUAGGAUUACCUGCAGGUACUAUUGGGUAUUUAGACCCUAAUUACACUACCCCUUGUAAGCUAAGCACCAAAAACGACGUUUUUAGUUUUGGUGUGGUAUUGCUAGAGAUCAUUAGUGGCACAAAAGCAAUUGAUGUUUCAAGGGAACCCGCUUCAAUAGUGGAAUGGUCACUAGGAUUGACCGAAGAGAACAAAAUAAUGGAUAUAUGUGACAAAAGGGUCAAGAUGUCACGGCAUAUGGAGGGCGUCAUACAAAGUUUGCUGGUUUUAGCUAUACAAUGUGUGUCAUCGGAUGAAGAAUUGCGUCCAUCAAUGACAGAAGUUGUUACCAAGAUGGAAAGAUCUAGAUUUCCGAUAUGGGUAGAUAUGGUACAAAAUCUAGUUCAGUUAAAAAGCAGAAAAAAACAAAGUUCUAAGACGUUCAACACCACGACUAGCACUGAAACUGAAAGCGGCGCUACCACUGUGGUUGGAACCACCUCAAGUGGUCAUAUUGGUGUUACAAAAAGGAAAUUCUUACUGAGAGAAAUAUUAGCAGUUGAUAUUUCCUAAAGUGACUGUACCACUUGUAACAUUUUUGUAAAUUUAUGAUCCUACUAAUUCAACUCAGUUGAGUUUGUACCUUAAAUGGGUCAACACAAUCAAACUGGGAAUAGUUCAAUUAUGAUGCUUGUUAAUUUUAAA